AUGUCAUUAACCCUUUCCCUCUUAGCGCCCAAUCCAGAUGACUAUGAGGCAAAAUACCCCGCCGAUGAAUUUGGCGAAGAAGCCGGGCCCAAUGCAAGAUUUUGGCGCGUUUAUCUCGAUGAAGCGGAAGUAUUCGAUAUGGAAAUGACAGAAGGCUGGAAGGAUACAAUCGACGUGCUCCUGGCUGGUCUUUUCUCAGCUGUCGUCACUACAUUCGUCGCACAAACCUCUCAAUCUCUCGACUAUAAUUACUCAAAGAUAUCUACUUCGCUAUUAACGGAACUAGUCGGACUACAACGUGCACAAAUGGAAGGAUCGUCGCCAGGAUCUGUUAAUCGCUCUGAGCUGAAUUUCUCGACGACACCUUUUAAGGCAGAGAAAAGUGAUCGCUGGGUUAAUGGUCUUUGGUUUACCAGCCUCUCUCUCAGCCUGUCGACUGCUCUCUUCUCAGUACUUGUCAAACAAUGGAUACAAAACUAUAUAUCGACUCUUACUGGCGAUGUACGGGGACGCGUACACACGAGACAGUUUCGUUAUAAUGGCCUAGAGACAUGGCACGUACGAGGGAUUAUAGGAUGGCUGCCGGUGAUGAUGCACACGUCACUCUGCAUAUUCUUUAUCGGGCUCGUCAUCUUCCUUGCAUCCCUCGAUAGCAUCAUUCCUUGGCUCGUCUGUUCUCUCGCGAGCGUCUCAUAUGGACUAUAUGCUGCGUCUAACAUUCUUCCCAUGAAACUUUUGAACUGUCCAUUCCGAACCCCUGUAUCCGAAUAUGCGUAUUGGCUGUUUUCCUUUACUUUUCGCCACGCCUCGAAACCGUUUAUACCUCCUACCUCUCUCUCCACGGUGACGCUAAAGCAAAUGGAAAGCAGGGUUAUCGAGAAAAUAAACGAUACGCUCGAUACAUCUUCAUUCACGUGGUUGACCCAAAACUCGUCCAGCCCCACCGCUAUGAGUGUGGCACUGCAGUCUAUCUCUGGAAUGGAAGAGAAUGAUGAAAACACGUCAAUGUUUCUAGCAUUGGAUAUGACAUAUGACUCUUCAUUCCCAAAAAUAUGGCGAAACGAAGUAGCCAGCUUUGUCGAGAAAUCACCCGAUGAUUCCGAUGAAUAUCUCCGAAUAGAGAGGUUCUCACGAUCCAUACUCAAGCUCUCUUUGAUAUACUUGAAUCAAAACCGCGAUUUUCUCCGGCCGCCAAAUCUGGAGCAACGCCCCAUACAAGACGUGCCGCCACCUCUUGUGCCAUCCUUUGCACUUCUGAGGGAUGGUAGUCACAGCUAUAUUACAAGGCUGAGGGAGCGGGGUCUCAGUAUGAAGAUGCCUCACCUGGUUAUUUGUGCUGCGGGCCUUUCAUGUAUGCUUGGAAGGAUGUUCCCUGGUUCAUCGGAGAGCGAGGUCCAAAACCUCUGGGAUGGCGACCACGAGAUUGACAUCGUCAUGAGUCUCACAAGCAUCGCAGAGGUGCUCAACGAUAACCCUGCCCAGGACGAAAAAUUGCGCCAAUACUUUACACUCUUCCUUCAUCACCUGCAUAUUUCUCUGAACCACUCUUAUCGUGCAAGGGAGAGUGAAGUUUGGUAUGACCUUGAACGAUAUCCACAAGGGAAAACGAUCAUAUGGUCUCUCUUCAGACUUGCCAAGUAUUUCUUCAAGCCUAGGCACGGUAUCUCUGUGAGCAUAGGAAGGAGAAUAAAGUCCCAAGUUCUCUGCGAGAGCAAGAUGAAACUUUCCAAUGAGUCCCUUUAUUUCUUUGAACGCUGGCUCAGGAAGAGGGGGAGUCUCAGUGACUAG
Messenger RNA from Acaulospora colombiana, 1788 nucleotides. NCBI's taxonomy places the organism in Eukaryota, Fungi, Glomeromycota, Glomeromycetes, Diversisporales, Acaulosporaceae. The record is from the annotation of a GenBank genome assembly.